Molecule: messenger RNA, 1179 nt
Organism: Phacochoerus africanus (Common warthog)
Lineage: Eukaryota; Metazoa; Chordata; Mammalia; Artiodactyla; Suidae
Product: olfactory receptor 5D13-like
Exons: 3
Coding region: 1-1179 (392 amino acids)
Biological process (GO): G protein-coupled receptor signaling pathway; sensory perception of smell
Cellular component (GO): membrane
Molecular function (GO): G protein-coupled receptor activity; odorant binding; olfactory receptor activity
Source: RefSeq, a predicted model, not a curated record
AUGGGAGACCUAGACCUUGGCUCCAAGUCUAUUGAUAAAUACAGAGUGUGGGAGGUCUCUCCACAUUUCUUCAUUUUAACCUGCCAUAUCCAAAAUUUACUUCUUAUUUCUCUGAAUCAAAUUUUAUACAUUGUCCACAGAAACCAAAAAAACCAGAGUGAUGGCGUCACUUUCACUCUCCUGGGCUUCUCGGAAUAUCCAGGUCUCCAGCUGCCACUCUUCCUGGUCUUCCUCACCAUCUACACGGUCACUGUGCUGGGGAACCUGGGCAUGAUCCUGGUUAUCAGGCUCAGUCCCAGACUCCGCACCCCCAUGUACUUCUUCCUCAGCCACCUGUCCUUGGUGGAUUUCUGUUACUCCACAGUCGUUACCCCCAAGCUAUUAGAGAACUUGGUUGUCGAGGACAGAGCCAUUUCCUUCCCUGGAUGCAUCAUGCAGUUCUUCUUUGCCUGCACAUUUGUGGUGACAGAAACUUUCAUGUUGGCCGUGAUGGCCUAUGACCGAUUUGUGGCAGUGUGUAGCCCUCUUCUCUACACGGUUGUCAUGUCCCAGAAGCUUUGUUCCUUGCUGGUGGGUGCAUCAUACUCUUGGAGUAUAGUGUGUUCCUUAAUAUAUACAUGCUUUUUAUUGACCUUAACCUUUUGUGGGACUAAUUUUAUAAACAACUUUGUCUGUGAGCAUGCUGCCCUUGUGGCUGUUGCCUGCUCUGACCCCUACAUCAGCCAACACAUCAUCUUAGUCUCAGCCACCUUCAAUGAAAUAAGCAGCCUGACGAUCAUUCUUACUUCCUAUGUUUUCAUUUUUAUCACUGUCAUGAAGAUGCCCUCAACGGGGGGGCGCCACAAAGCCUUCUCCACCUGUGCUUCCCACCUGACCGCCAUCACCAUCUUCCACGGGACCAUCCUUUUUCUCUACUGUGUGCCCAACUCCAAAAGUUCAUGGCUCAUGGUCAAGGUGGGCUCCGUCUUUUACACGGUGGUCAUCCCCAUGCUGAACCCACUGAUCUACAGCCUCAGAAACAAAGAUGUGAAAGAGUCAGUCAAGAAGUUAAUGGAUAUCAACUCUCAAAGCCCCUUCUGCCAUUCUCAUAAGGCUACUAUAACCCACUCAAUUUUUUUUUUCAUGAUUUCCCUCUAUGUCUCCUUUGUCCUCAGACAAUUAUAUUGGGGAUAUAUAUAA